UGUUACGUCACUAUCGGCAAGACGGCCAACCUGUAAUAGUGAAGAAUGUUGUGCGAUAUACGUGUAGCACAUGCUUUAUGCUAAAAUGGGCUAUCACAUCCAGCGGAGCGAUUCAUCAACAGUUUUGUGUGACAUGCCGGAUGACAUGUUGUCGGGUCUGACAACUUUACUUGAUUUUGAUUGGCUGAUAAGAACUGUUACCAUGGUAACUGUCGGAAAGAAUGGGACUUGUAAGAUAAACAUCAGGUUCUUUCAUGAAACGCUUCAUUAGAUGUUGCAGACCGAAAUAUUGGAAGCCGUUUCAUCUUUCGGCAUUUAAUUUAUUUCUUGAUAUCCAGAACUGCAUUGGUUAACAAAAAAGUGAUUUUUUUUGUAUCACAGAAUAGAUUGUUUAUAUUUCUUGAUACAAUUCCUCAUAUCAGUGUAUAAGACUAGAUUUCGUAAAACAACUGAGUGGAUAUGAGGUAUAUUUUUAUUUGUGGUAAUAAUAAUUAUUAUUCCAUUGAAUAUUGGUUUCUAAUCCGAGUUCCCUCACUUAGACUCAUCAUCAAGAUUGUGAAUGAAAAAAGAAAAUCUUUGGAUCAGUAUCUCCAGUUAAAUCCCGGUUUAUGUAGCCUUAUAUUUCGAAUGACGAAUGGAGAGGUCAGACGUGUUUUAAAAGUGCUCUGACAUUUUGUGCAAUUUUGCCGUGUUCCCUGACAUUUUGUGAAAACGAUUUAUAUGGUUGUAUCAGAAACUGGAUAGCGGAUAUCAAGGAUAUACUCAUUUUUCAAUUGGAUAACUUAUUUGGAUAUUAUCGAACGUUUUUUGCUUGAAAUUUCGAUCAUUUUGGAGAGGAAAGUGUCAAUAAACUUCUAAAAAUAACUUCAUUUACGCGUCAUUGCCUAGCAACGCAUCAUUAAACGCAUACUGGCCUGGAUGGAACGCAUUACUGGUAUCUCCUUGCGCAACCAUUCUUUGUGCGCGUAAUUCUAAUUGUUUCCUGUCAUUGUGACGUCAACGAUGUCUGGGAAGAGAAAAUCGUCGAAAAACAACUCUGGUGAUAACGUAGAGACGAAUGAGAGCUAUCUUCUAUCACUAAUCAAGGAUGAGCUAGGGAAACUCUCAAAUUCCUUGAAUGCUAAGCUGACCGUUUUGGAGCAGUCGAUCGACAGUGUACGAGAGGGACAAAGUAGCAUUGUAAACUCGCUGUCGUUCCUCAACGAGAAAUUUGAGGAAAUGAAGUUGAAGGCCGAGAAGAUUGAAAAGGAGAACAGAGAACUGAGGGAGCAGAACAUCUGUCUUCAGAAGAGGUUCAGUGAGUUGACCUUCCAGCUUAACGAUCUUGACCAGUACCACAGGAGAGUCAGCUUGGAGGUGGCAGGUGUACCAGAACGACCGGGAGAGGUUCCUGAAAGGAUCAUACUCAAUAUUGCAAAACACAUCAGCCCAGAGCUUGCAGCAUCCGACUUCGAUGUGGUUCAUCGGCUGGGUUCCAAGCGCCAAGCUGAUAACAGAGCCCGUCCAAUCAUCGUGCGAUUCACCACAAGACGUGCUCGGAACAUCAUGUAUGAUGGAAGAAGAAAGCUGAAGACCCUCAGCACAAAAGAUCUUGGAUAUAACAGCGAUGGCAAGAUCUACCUCAAUGAAAACUUGAUCGCUUCCACUAAGGAGCUAAUGAAAGAUCUCAACAAGGCCCGCCGAGAUGCCGGAUACAAGUUCAUGUGGACCCAGAAUGGCCGAAUCUAUGUAAGGAAGGAUGAGAAGUGUCAACCCAUCAUCAUUCAUUCCAGAGAGGACUUUUCCAAACUGUAGUAGGACUAUCCUUCAUCCAUUCCAUGUUAUUCGAUUUUCCAGUAUUCUUUUCAUUUAUUAUGAAAUUCUCGUCCCAAAAUUUUUCGCAUUGUUCAAUAUCUGUGUUAUUUUCCGUGGUAUAUUUUGCAUUCCUUCACUGCCCUUUCAAUAAUGUUUCAAUACCAGACAUUUUAUGGAGGUCAUUUUACUUAUUUUUGUGUGCAAAUAUUCUUCAUCGCCCGUUAAUAAUUGUAUUAGAUAAUCUUUAUUUUGUUAACUAUUACAACUGUAGUAUUUUCCGAACUCGAAUUUUGGGUCAUGAUGGUAUCAAAUCUAAAAAAUGCUUUAUAUGCUUAGCUUACAAAGAUUUUGUUUUAAAAUGGCAAUAUAUUAUAUUUCAUAAUGGUGGAUAUUAUGCGUGAUUUCCCCUUUUAUCAUCUGAAUAAUGAUGAUUUCUUAUUACUAAAUCAUCAAGAUAAAAGCAAUGUUAUCUCAAAUCAUCAUACUCCAUUUGAUAGAUUUUCUACUGAUAUUCUUACAAAUAAUUUUGAUGAACUUCAAGUUGAAUUCGAUAUUCAUGAUAAAGCAUACAAUCUUUCCUCUUCUCCAUAUUAUACAGAAAAUUCAUUCAAAGACUAUGCUAAAUUGAUUGGAGAAGAUGAUGUUUUUAUUUUGCAUUUGAAUAUAAGAAGCACUAACCAAAACUUCGAGAAAUUACGAUUAUUAUUAGAAAAUACACAGUUUGCCAAUCCCCCAAUUAUUGCUCUUACUGAAACUUGGUUCACGGAAACCCCGAAUUCCUUAUGCACCCUCCCGAAUUAUGAUAUUGUUAUAAACAAUAGGAAAAAUAAAAUUGGAGGUGGACUAGCAUUAUAUAUUCCGUCUUCAUUUGAUUAUGCAAUUAGACAUGAAUUUGAAUAUAUGAAUGAAAUCAUCGAAUCCUUAUUUGUAGAAGUAAAAAUUCAAAAAGAUAAGAAAACUCUAAUAGGUGUCAUCUACAGACCUCCUCAAACUUCUUGUAUAGAAGAUUUUUUACUUGCUACUAAUGAACUUUUGCAAAACGGAGAAUUGAUAAAUAACAAUUGUAUCAUCACUGGUGAUUUCAAUAUUAAUCUCUUGACCAGUAAUCACUCUUUAACAAAUGAUUUCCUUGAAUUAAUGUUAUCUUCUACUUUUUUGCCUAUUAUUUCUAGACCAACCCGUAUUACUGAUCAUUCUGCUACGCUUAUAGAUAAUAUAUUCUGUAACUCUCAUCCUCUUCCGAAAGCUGGCAUUGUAACGACAGACAUAUCCGAUCAUUUUCUUAUUUUUACCCAUAUCCAAACAAUGCAAUCAUUCGCAAAAAUGGAAAAGAAAUAUAGGAUCUGUCGCAACUUUAGUGAUAAAAAUAUUGAACGCCUUCAAGAAGAUUUAAGCUCAGUUGAUUGGUCUGACGUUUAUAACUCGAAUGUGAAUGUCGAUGACCCAUUUGACAUAUUUUUGAAAUCUUUCAAUGACUGCUUAGAUUCUUGUGUUCCUUUAAAGAAAUAUCGAAAUUACGAUUAUAAACGUGUUCCAAAGCUCCCAUGGGUUUCAAAAUUGAUAUUAAGGUCUAUAAAUCGGAAAAAUAAUCUUUAUGUUUCUUAUAUAUCAAAUCCAAAUGAUAUUUCAAGGAAUAGAUACACGUCUUAUAAAAAUACCUUAACAACUACUCUCCGAAUAGCAAAAAAGAGGUUUUAUUCAGAAAAAUUAAAUUCAUAUAAAAACGACCUUAAAAAUACAUGGAAAACAAUAAAUGGGGCCCUAAACAAAAUUAACAAAUCUAGUGCUGUUCAUAAAUUAUGUGUAGAUGGAAAUAUGGUUGAAGAUACUCAUUCUAUAGCAAAUGAAUUUAAUACAUAUUUCUCUCAAAUUGGACCAAAGUUAGCUGGAAAUAUUAUGCCUGUAGAAAAUUCGUUUAAGGACUUUUUGGAUAAACAAAAUGAAAGUUCAUUAUUUCUUACUCCAGUUCAUAAAGAAGAAUUACUUGAGAUUGUAUUUAAUUUGAAAGCAGAAAAGACUCCCGGUUAUGAUGGCAUUACAAAUAGAGUUGUGAAAAACAUUAUACAUUCUCUUGCUGAUCCUCUGCUUCAUAUAUUUAAUUUAUCGUUGCAGCUUGGCCAGGUCCCAAAGAAGAUGAAAAUAGCUAAAGUUAUACCCAUUUUCAAGAAGGGAGACCAAUUAAUUACUAGUAAUUACCGCCCAAUAUCUUUGUUAACUUCGUUCUCAAAAAUUCUUGAAAGGAUAAUUUAUAAAAGGACAGUUGCUUUCCUUAAGAAAUAUAGUAUUAUAUGUGAUAAUCAAUUCGGUUUUAGAGAAAAACAUAAUACAACUCAUGCUAUAUUGACAUUAAUAAAUAAAAUAUCUACUUCUUUUGACGAUUCUGAUCACACCGUAGGGUUAUUCCUCGACUUCUCAAAAGCGUUUGAUACAAUAGAUCAUGAAAUACUAUUAUGUAAGCUAUCAACUUACGGUAUCAGAGGGACAGCUUUACAAUGGUUUAGGAGUUAUCUUACUGAUAGAAUUCAGUUUGUUACAGUAAAUGAAUCAGAAUCUCCAACAAGGCCAGUUUCCUGUGGAAUUCCACAAGGUAGUAUUCUUGGCCCUUUGCUAUUUGUACUUUAUGUUAAUGAUAUGAAAAAUUCAUCUCAUGUUCUCUCUUUUAUUCUCUUUGCUGAUGAUUCCAAUAUUUUCUUUACACAUCAUGAUCCACAUGUACUUGUGAGCACUAUGAAUGCAGAAUUUAAAAAAGUAACAAACUGGAUUAAAGCCAACAAACUGUCAUUGAAUCUGCAAAAAACUAAUUAUAUGCUUUUUAGUCAUUCAUUGAAACAUCUACCGCAUCAAAUACUUUUAGAUAAUACUGAAAUCAAAGAAGUGCAAACAACAAAAUUCUUAGGUCUUACUAUUGAUCACAAGCUUACGUGGAAUGCUCAUAUCAACAAUAUUUGCAAAACUGUGGCAAGAAAUAUUGGAGUCAUCAAUAAGCUUAAAAACGCUCUUCCAGCACAGGCGCUAUCCAUGUUGUAUUGUGCAUUAAUUCUACCAUAUCUUAAUUAUGGAAUUCUGGCAUGGGGUAAUGCCUCUCAAACGAGACUCAAUAAAGUCUUGCUACUUCAGAAAAAAGUACUGAGAAUAAUAUGCAAUAUGUCCUUUAGAGCUCAUACAGAUGAAUUGUUUCGUCAUAAACGUAUCCUUAAAGUCAAUGACCUGUACCGCUUGCAACUAUUCCAAUUCAUGUAUCAGCUAGAUAGAAAUAGUGUACCUAAUGUCCUACAAAAGAAAUUUAUGAAAAACAAUACUUUACAUUCAUAUAAUACGAGACAUUCAAAUGACUAUCACUUACCCAAAAGUAGAACAGUAUUUUCUAGCAAAACUGUAUUUUUCAUAGGACCAAAACUCUGGAAUUCUCUGGACAGAGUAAUAAAAGAGGCAGCUAAUCUAAACCGAUUUAAAUUACUCAUCAAAAAAUUUAUUCUGAAUUCUUAUUGAUUCAAUCAAAUAUUUUGUGAACCUCAUACUUACCCACGGUAGUAUUGAUUAUUUUAAAGUCAAUAUUUAAUUUUGUAUAUAGUGUAAAUACAUUUGUGUUACAGUGUUUAUAUAUAAUUUUAUAGAAUUUUGCUGAUUAUUUUACUCUACUUAUAUCAUAUUACCCUUGUAUAAAAUUUUGAUAGGGGGGUCUACAUUUUACAAGCUUUGCUUUUUAGUAGGCCCCUCCACUUUUUUCAUUUCAUUGCUACGUUUCAAUCCUGUGUGUUAUGCUUUUUUUUUUCAGUGUUAAAAUGAUUUAUUAUAAAUGUACUUUGAUGAUUGUGGAAUAUGAAUAUAUC
Lytechinus pictus (painted urchin) is the source of this 5624-nucleotide messenger RNA. RefSeq lists its product as uncharacterized. Gene Ontology annotation, biological process: retrotransposition. The record is from RefSeq and is a predicted model, not a curated record. NCBI's taxonomy places the organism in Eukaryota, Metazoa, Echinodermata, Echinoidea, Temnopleuroida, Toxopneustidae. Gene Ontology annotation, molecular function: single-stranded RNA binding. Gene Ontology annotation, cellular component: ribonucleoprotein complex. The transcript is spliced from 2 exons. Bases 1003 to 1794 code for a protein of 263 amino acids.